This is a messenger RNA of Penicillium macrosclerotiorum, 1083 nucleotides long. Its product is annotated as amidohydrolase family protein. The record is from RefSeq and is a predicted model, not a curated record. The coding region runs from base 1 to 1083 and encodes 360 amino acids. Lineage: Eukaryota; Fungi; Ascomycota; Eurotiomycetes; Eurotiales; Aspergillaceae. The transcript is spliced from 2 exons. Gene Ontology annotation, molecular function: hydrolase activity; carboxy-lyase activity. Gene Ontology annotation, cellular component: cytosol; cytoplasm. Gene Ontology annotation, biological process: secondary metabolic process.
AUGCCGCCAUGUCUACCGGAUUUCUCAAAGUCCCAUGGAUCACCGGAGGAGAACGGGGGAGAUUGGACAAAUCUCAGACCACGUUCGACUUCGAGUCACCUACAUAAUGGACAAGGUGCUGCAGCCUCCACCCAAGUCGACAUGUACGUGGGUGAAAAGUUCUUUAGGACCGUGGAGGCGAACUGUUUCGACCCGGCAGUUCGUAUCAAUGAAAUGGAUGCAACUGGUGUGAAUGUUCAAGUACUGAGCACGGUACCCAUUUUGUUCUGCUACGACAAGCCUGUUAAGCCAGCCUCUGCAUCAGCCCGGUACUUGAAUGACCACAUCGCCUCAGUUUGUCGAGAUAAUCCACGCCGGUUUGUUGGGUUAGCUACUGUUCCAUUGCAGGAUGUAGCGUGCUCAGUGGCCGAACUCCAUCGUGCUAAGAACGAUCUGGGUUUGAAAGGUGUUGAAAUCGGAACCGAGAUAAACGGGCGUUCCCUCGAUAAUCCAGAGUUUGAACCCUUCUGGGCUGCCUGUGAAGAACUUGAUAUGCCCAUUUUCGUCCAUCCUCUGGGAUAUGAACUCGAGCGGGAGAACAAGAGUCGAUGGAGUAAUUACUGGUCUGCAUGGCUGAUUGGAAUGCCCAGUGAGACGGCUCUUGCAAUCCAUGGCAUACUCUCGUCAGGCGUGCUGGUACGACACCCGAAACUUCGGUUGUGUUUUGCCCAUGCUGGGGGUGCAUAUUUGCCUCUUCUCGGCCGCAUUCAGCACGGCUAUGAUUGCAGGCCUGAUCUUGUUGCUCAUAGUUCUCAAGGGGUGUCCCCGAAAAGUUAUCUCGAAUCUCAGCAACAUAACAUUUGGAUUGACAGUUUAGUUCAUGACCCUGACCUGCUGCAACUUAUCUGCAAGAAAAUUGGGCCGGAGAAAAUUAUAAUGGGAAGCGAUUAUCCAUUCCCACUUGGUGAAAUGCCCAUUCCAGGAGAGAUGUUGUGCAGCGAUAAACGAGUGAGAGAACUAUUUUCUAGUGACGAAAGGGCACGGAUGCUUGCAGGAAACGCUAUUGAGUUCUUAGGCUUGCACGACAUGUUUCACAAAGCAUAG